Messenger RNA from Dromiciops gliroides (monito del monte), 510 nucleotides. Its product is annotated as prostatic spermine-binding protein-like. Lineage: Eukaryota; Metazoa; Chordata; Mammalia; Microbiotheria; Microbiotheriidae. Bases 1 to 510 code for a protein of 169 amino acids. The record is from RefSeq and is a predicted model, not a curated record. The transcript has 3 exons.
AUGCAGUUCUUCCUGGUCCUUGCCCUCUUGGGCGGAAUAGCCUGCAAUUUCCAUGGUGUGCUUUCUGAGCAGCUCACUGGCUAUGGUAGCAUUUUCUCCACCGGUGAGGAGAGGCCUGGAGACAGCAUCCAGGGCAUUCGGUUCUUCCUUGGGGGGAUUGGCCUCUUCAAAGCCAUACAGAUAAAAGUGAAUGAUCAGUGGAGUCAAAGAUAUGGAACCUCAGGGGGCGAUCCUCAAGAAAUCCCCCUCUGGGAAGGGGAAAACAUAAUAAAAAUAACAGGCUAUCGUGGGGUCUGCGUGCGUGGUUUCACCGCCGAAACUGACUAUGGGAGAGUUUUUACAAUCGGGAAGGCUAUAGGCCAGGCUUUCUCUUCCUCUCCCCCUGAAGAGGGGAUGGGGCUCAGUGGCAUCAGGGGUGUGUUUGGGAUUUUAUGUAUCAAAAAUAUGGCAUUUGAUUGGCAAUACCUUCCUGAAAUUGUCACCACAGCUGAACCAACAACUACCCCUUGA